AUGUUUUCAACCCUCUCCAACAUAUCGCUGUCUGUCCGGCGUCAGACUUGGAUAACAAAUGUCUCUCCACUUUUCUUGCUGCUCAGAACGACGUAUUCCUCAAGUCAAGUAUCGUCCCAGGACCCCAUCAAGGCUGCUCGCAAUGCUGUUCGGAGAGCUCGUCGGCGCCAUCGCAUUGCCACUGAUCCUGACUUUCGUGAGAGAGCAGCCUUGGCCAACCAGAAAUCAUGGCAAAAACGUCGCGACAUCCAUACAUCAGAACUCAAGGCUCAAUAUCGCGCUGAUACAGCGACAUCUCGAUCGCGCAAGUUGCACAGCUUCAUUUAUUGGUGGCACAAAUCUGGACGCCUCAACGAGUGGUCAUGGAGAACCCAUCAGCUCGUCAUAUUACCUGACCGGGCUGCCCAUGAAUGCACAGCCUGCAAAAGGGAUCGUUCAUUAACUCAUUGGUGGUUAGAGAAGCCUGACGACUCGACCAAGGACUUCGAGAAGUCUGAUCACACUGUUGAGAACCCUGACGCUGUAGGUCGGUACAUGUGCAGCAAUUGUUUUAUUAUGGAUACGGAGCUUUACAUGCCCGAGAAAUACCCUAAAGAGCCGCCUGCUUUCUUCACAGAGUCCAUCUCUACGCCGGCUGAGCCAGACGUUACUGAGGAUGAACAAAAUUGA
Aureobasidium pullulans EXF-150 is the source of this 669-nucleotide messenger RNA. RefSeq lists its product as uncharacterized. The coding region runs from base 1 to 669 and encodes 222 amino acids. The record is from RefSeq and is a predicted model, not a curated record. NCBI's taxonomy places the organism in Eukaryota, Fungi, Ascomycota, Dothideomycetes, Dothideales, Saccotheciaceae. The transcript has a single exon.